This is a messenger RNA of Agrilus planipennis (emerald ash borer), 634 nucleotides long. RefSeq names its product ethanolamine kinase-like. The annotation marks the transcript as partial. The transcript has 3 exons. NCBI's taxonomy places the organism in Eukaryota, Metazoa, Arthropoda, Insecta, Coleoptera, Buprestidae. Gene Ontology annotation, molecular function: ethanolamine kinase activity. Gene Ontology annotation, biological process: phosphatidylethanolamine biosynthetic process. The record is from RefSeq and is a predicted model, not a curated record. Gene Ontology annotation, cellular component: cytoplasm.
AAUGAUUUAUAUGAGUAUACUUUUAGGUAUGAGAGUUUAGUUUUGCCAAAAGAGCAGUUGCGGAAAGAAAUAGAGUAUCUUAAAGAAAACCUAACUCAAAUCAAUAGUCCUGUUGUUUUUUGCCACAAUGAUCUUCUUUUAGGAAAUGUGAUAUGUACAGAUGACGAAAGUUCGGUUGUUUUCAUCGAUUACGAAUACGCCGCGUACAACUAUCAGGCAUUUGAUAUUGGUAACCAUUUUAACGAAUUUGUAGGCAUCGAACCAGAUACAAUUGAUUACUCAAAAUAUCCUUCUAAAGAGUUACAAUACGACUGGUUAAAAACGUAUUUGUUGGAAUUCAAAAAUACUGACAGCGUUAAAGACGAAGAUAUUUAUAAAUUGUAUAUACAAGUUAACAAAUUCUCCCUUACCAGCCACUUGUUUUGGGGCAUUUGGGCUUUGAUCCAAGCGGAACAUUCUUAUAUCGAUUUCGAUUUUAUAAAAUAUGGUGCUAUAAGAAUUAACGAAUAUUUAGCUAAGAAAGAGGAUUUUUUGAACUUGGAUGGGAAUGAAACAUCCAGCUGAUGCGUCGUUAUUUUUGUUAUUAGUAUUUUGUUUGUUAUACACAUAAAUUUGUUUAUACAAAAAAUUAAAU